Saprolegnia parasitica CBS 223.65 is the source of this 1075-nucleotide messenger RNA. RefSeq lists its product as hypothetical. Gene Ontology annotation, cellular component: ubiquitin ligase complex; cytoplasm. NCBI's taxonomy places the organism in Eukaryota, Oomycota, Saprolegniomycetes, Saprolegniales, Saprolegniaceae. Gene Ontology annotation, molecular function: ubiquitin conjugating enzyme binding; zinc ion binding; ubiquitin protein ligase activity. The coding region runs from base 6 to 1028 and encodes 340 amino acids. Gene Ontology annotation, biological process: protein polyubiquitination; positive regulation of proteasomal ubiquitin-dependent protein catabolic process; ubiquitin-dependent protein catabolic process. The record is from RefSeq and is a predicted model, not a curated record. The transcript has a single exon.
GCAGGAUGCACGACUGCGUGUAUGCUGCGGCAACGCUCGCCGUCGUCGGCCUCGACCUCGUCCUGUCCGACUACGUUAUCGUGCUUCUCUGGACGGCACUCCUCAUCGUCUUCUCGCAAGACGCCGCCAGCGUGCUCGCGGUGUACCUCGUCAUCAUGUACUCUGCGAAUGUGGCCUUUGGCUGGACCGGCGUCCUCGCCCUCCUUGUGCUCUAUUCUAUCUGCGUCCUGGCCGAAGGAGAUAAGAUACACCAACGAUCAAGGUCACAAUGCGCCAGCGAGCUCGUGGCAUACCUCGUCGUCAUGUACUCCACAAAUGUGGUCUUUGGCUGGACUGGCGUCCUCGCCUUCUUCCUUCUGUUAUGUUUUAUCAGCCUCCAGGUCAAUGCAGAGAGGAUGCACAAACGAUCCGUUUGCACGGACGCGCCGAGUCCGACGUCGCUCAUCUUUGAAUGUCAAGUUUGCUUGGAAAAUCAACCGCAGCGUCGGCGGGCCAUGACCUCGUGCUCCGACUGCUCGCUCGCGAUCUGCGAGACCUGCUUGCGCCAGUACCUGACACUCCGCAUCGAAAGCGGCCAAGUCUCGAGGGAGCACCUCUGCUGCCCCGGUUGCCGCGUCGUCUUGCCGCAGCGUGUGCUUACGACGUACCUCAGCGUCGAGCUCUACGCAACGCUUCGAAAGAUGGUGCAUGACGCGUCCGAGCGUCCAGCGUGUCCGUAUGGCCACUGCGCCGGCACCGUGCUGUCGACGCCCCAUUGGCUCUUGAAGCGGCGCGUCACGUGCUCGGCGGGCCACGGCAUCUGCGUCGAGUGCAACCGACCGUACCACGUCCGCCCCACGUGCGUCGACAAGGCGUACGCGCAGUGGAAGAAGGUGCACGAGGUCCGCAGUUGCCCGCAGUGCAAUCGCGACAUUGAACGCAACGGCGGCUGCAAGCACAUGACCUGCGUCAAGUGCUGGCACGAGUUUUGCUGGCUAUGCCGCGCUCCGUGGAGCGGCUACGGCCACCCAUGCACCGGUGAUGAGUAAAACGGGACUCUAUCCAAGUCGAGUUGCAUUAAUAAUAUGUGCCAUCA